CAACCGGACAUUUCUCAAUCAAAUCCGACAUUUUUAGUUACGGUGUCAUACUUUUGGAGAUUAUCAGCGGAUUGAGGAAUCUUUCCCUAGGCACAAAUGCACAAGAGAAGAGCCUCUUAAGCUAUGUACUAAAACCUUGGAUAGAGAUAUUCUGGGUUUUGACGAGAAUUGGAGACCUGUGUGCACGCAGCCUCCGCAGCCUAAAGCCCAGUACGACAUAAUAUCAACGUACUCCACGCGAUCCUCUUCCUGUCGCUCAGCUGCUACCGUUGCUAAGAACCGUGUAAGUGCCGGUUCCAAGACCAAAUCCUCUUCUGCUUCUGUUUCGAAAGUUCCACAACCAUCCACAAUGCAAUCCAAUCCUACCGCCCGUGGUGGAAAGAGCCGAAAAAGAUCUUCACUUACUAGCGGGCGUUCUGACCCGAAUAAGAAGUCCAAGGCCGCUGGCGGCGAUGAUAUUUCGGUUGCUGUGGAAACUCAAGAAUUCCCCGCUGACGACGCUCUUAAGAAGACGGUGGAUUCGACUGUUGUGGUUCAUCAGUCUCCGCAGCCGUCUAUUGAGAUUUUGGACUUAGAAGGUGGUGGCGGCGUACAUGAGCCUUCACUUCAGCAUUGUGCUACGUCGGCUGCUGUGACAGGGGGUAAUUCUAGUAUGCCCCCUGUGAGUCGUAGUGAGAAUAGGUCCGGUGAUUCUCGGUUGAAUUACCAUAUGCCGUUGCGUACCGGCGGUUGGAUUGAGGAUACCCCUUUCAAGAUUCCGCCGGCAAUGAAGACGUGGUUCGGGUUGGCUGGAGGUGAGCCUACCGAUCAGUUCUAUCCCAACAUUGACCUGUUAUGUGGGGAGUCGGUGGCGACUGAUUCUGCUAAAAACGGUGGUGACUUAGGCUACCAUGCUUUUCGGGAUCUAAUAACUCCUGCUGAUUGGCCACAGGGUCAGAUUGACGCCCCUGCUGCUCAGCAUUUCAAUGAUUUGUACAAGGCUGUUCAAUCCAGCAUGGAUUUGUACUAUGUCUAUCGUUGGAACCAGCUGCAGCUGACUCAGAACAACAUUGACAUUGCCGACUUGAAAAAGCGGGUUGAGGCGGCGGAGUCUGCUUUGAAAGAUAGUGCGAAGAAGUUGGAGACUGCUUCUUCAGAUUUGGAGGCGGCAAAAAAGAGGCUGGAAGAUAUCGAGCCGAAGCUGAAGUCUGAGACUGAGAGAGCAGACGGCCUGAAUCAGCAGCUUACCGAUUUUAAUAGCGGUUUGCCUGAAGUGAAGAAGACUGCCGCCAAGAGGGUUGUUGAUAAGCUUCUUCAGUCUGAUUGGUUUAACGAUCUUCUUACUCUGCGCCAUAAUGGUGGUUGGUGCGCUGCUCAUCGGGUCGUCUGCAACUUGAAGAAGCUGGACGAAAAUGCCUGGCAGGAGUACGAAGAUGCUUAUGAGGAGCAGGAAUUGUACAAGACUACUACCGGCUUUGAGCCGCAGGAGCUGCCAGAGGCUGUGAUUCGUAAUGCUAAUCAGAGAACCUUGCGGCCUUUGCAAGUUCCAAAAGAAGCCUACUGGUCUGGUGAUGAACAUGCCGUUUGACGGUCUUGGCAGUCAUCACCUUCCUCCUCUUGCGAAUCUUCUUCUUUUCCCAGCCGGCCUCAUACUUGUUAGGUUUUUUAUUUUGGGCGGCUGACUUUUGAUUUUUUGGGAAAUGCUGUUAGGGCACUUAAUGUUGACGUAAUUUAUCUUAGAACAUCGUAUUAUUGUGGUGGUGUCGGUUUUUUCGUGUUUUCUUAUGUAAUCGUAAUUAUGA
This is a messenger RNA of Spinacia oleracea (spinach), 1781 nucleotides long. RefSeq lists its product as uncharacterized. The record is from RefSeq and is a predicted model, not a curated record. The transcript has 3 exons. The coding region runs from base 350 to 1567 and encodes 405 amino acids. Lineage: Eukaryota; Viridiplantae; Streptophyta; Magnoliopsida; Caryophyllales; Amaranthaceae.